AUGGAUUCCGACUUUGCCUCUUACUCCAGCCUCAGUGGAAAUGGUGCAGCAUCGUCAGGUGAAGCUUCUCACCAGCCUUCAGGACCAGAGUCCCUAUCGUCGCCGAAGCCACACGUAAAUCCCCAUGGCGAUGGUUUUGGGACGGUCCGCGAUGGCAGCAGCCCUCUCAAAAGGUCCGCAGAGCCUUCCGACGAGCAGCAGCCUUCCAAGCGCUACAAACCUGGCUUCAACCACGCCUACAUGGAUCUGCUGAACAUCGACAUUGAGGAUGCCACGAAUCGGGUUGUGCUUGAGAAACGGCCACUGCUCAAACCGAAUCAAGUGGGCAUGGUUACCUGGACAAGCUUGGAGAAGGAUCUCUUCUAUGAAGCGUUGGCGAGAGUGGGAAAGGACGACCUAUCGGGCCUUGCAUCGCGAGUCCGCACCAAGAGCGAACUCGAGAUCCGACAAUACCUCAAGCUCUUAGCGGACCAGCAUGAGCAGAUGCAGUCAGAUCCCCAUUAUCGGUGGGAGGAUCAUCUCGAGAAGGCGGACUAUCCGGCGGCCAAGGAACUGGGUGAGGCCUGUUGCGAUGCACUCGAGGAAGUCGCUGAUGACAUGUUGCUCCGGAUCGAGCGACACGAGCAAAAGACGGAGGAGAAGAAAUGGGGGGACUACUGGCUCAUUAAUACCCCAAUCGCAAAACUCAUCGACGAGGACAGUGCCUUGGAGCAUCCCCUGGACUUCGCUGAGCUCUUCAAUCUCCAGUCUUGGCUGCGGCUCCCCAAGCGCGUGUACAUGAACUCUUCGUGCGAGGGCGAGAACUGGCAGGACUUGAGUGACGAGGCGCCAGCCAUACGCGCUACUGCACUGAAGGACUUUCAUGCGCUCGCCGUCGCCGUCACUCGCAAGCUCGUCUUGUCUAGUCUAUACACGUCACAGUCACGGAUCAAGGCGAAGCAGGUCAUUCAGCCAAACAUACGAAAAGCCGUCAAGGUCAAGGACGUGGAGGGCGCGCUGGCCUCUGCGGGCAUGAAGCGAGACUCGAGGCAAUACUGGGCAACCUGCGCGCGGCGCCUAGGACUCCAGGUCCACGACACGCCUUUCGAGGACGGCGCGGGACUUGGCGUCGACAAUGAUGAGCCGCCUAUGUCAUAUGCCGAAGUAGAGCAACAACUGCUCCCUUGUCCUGAGCCACCUGCUCAGCUUACGCCGCGGGUGGUCCGGCCGUGGAAGAAGACCAAUGCGCACACUAUCGAUUUCGACUUCUCAGACACGUCGUCUGCCAAUGAAGAGGACACAGAUCAAGUCACCUCGUCAUCGCCGUCGUCUGACGAUGAAGACGAGGCUACCUUGGAGGACGAAGAUGAAGAGCUCGCCGUCCAUGACGAAGUCAACGAGGCCUUGCUGUACACUGUCAAUGAGCUUCCCAAGACGCAUCGCACGCAGGAGGCUGUUGAAAUGCGUGUGCGUCUGGACCGCGAACAGGAAAGACAUGCUGAGGCUAUCGAUGCGCAGGGUAACUACGAAGAAGAGAAAGCCAUGUGGACGCUGGUGGGCAAAUCACCCCCAGAGCCCCUGGUGAAGCCAGAUCAGGCGAAGACGCCGCCCAAGUCGACGAUGAGACUUGAAGAAGUCCAUGAUUCAGGAGCUCACUGGAGGAACAAGUUGGAAUAUGCGUCUGAGUGGGAAAAACACGGAUUCUCAAAGCUCUCGGAUUUUAAAUUUUAA
This is a messenger RNA of Verticillium dahliae VdLs.17, 1710 nucleotides long. RefSeq lists its product as uncharacterized. Bases 1 to 1710 code for a protein of 569 amino acids. Gene Ontology annotation, molecular function: RNA polymerase I general transcription initiation factor activity; rDNA binding. Gene Ontology annotation, biological process: nucleolar large rRNA transcription by RNA polymerase I; transcription initiation at RNA polymerase I promoter. The record is from RefSeq and is a predicted model, not a curated record. The transcript has a single exon. Gene Ontology annotation, cellular component: RNA polymerase I upstream activating factor complex. NCBI's taxonomy places the organism in Eukaryota, Fungi, Ascomycota, Sordariomycetes, Glomerellales, Plectosphaerellaceae.